UGUGCACGGCGACGAAGAAUAUUUCUUGACGAAUCUGCUCAGAGUGAGCUACUAGGCUCGGCCAUACCUCAGUGCGAGCCCGACGGAAGAUGGUACAGAAAGCGGCAAUGCCUUGCCGGGACAGAAGCUUGCUGGUGCGUCACGCCACUGGGACGCCGAUUUGCGGGAGGAGGAAUGGACUGCGAAACACGUCGCAGAAAGCAGGAGAAUCUGGCGCUUAAAGCCGUAAAACUCCGAGAUGAACUUAUGCGUGGAAAAGUUUGUGACGAAUACCGAGAUGGAGACUGCCCGCCUUCUUCAUCUGGAAACGUUAGCGUCGUCAUGCCGUGCCUUUGUGACUCGGACUGUCCAAAAACGUGGAAGUGCUGCGAGCACUCGAGAGGGCUCAUUUGUCUUGCCCCUGUCUCACCAAUACAACCAAUGACGCUCAUUUGUGGCGUAAAUGAGCAAUUCUCCGCCUGCCACACUCCGUGUCAGCCGUCGUGCGAUGAUCCCACUUUGGCGCCGUGUCCACCACCCACCUGCGUACCCGGUUGUCACUGUCAGCCUGGUUUCAUUCGUGCUGACGGAUCUCCACGUUCGGCGUGCGUUCCACGUGCAGCUUGCGCGAUGUACGACAGCUCAACGAGAUGUUUAGACGAGCGCCGGCAGUACCACAGCUGUGGUUCAGCCUGUCCGAUCAGUUGUUCAACUCGAAAUGCUCCCAGAUGUCACGAGAGUUGUGUGUCUGGGUGCUUUUGCCGCAUCCCGUACGUGCUAGAAAACGGCAACGAUCCUCUCCACUCACGAAUUUUAUCGAAGGGUCUGAUAAAGCGAACCAGCAGUCGUUUGGUGGCCGUCUGGCCCUUGCUAGAACGGAAAAACUUCUAUCCGACACCCGGUACGGCCACUGUACUUCCAGAUACAAAUCGCUGUAGUGAUCCACUGAAGAACUAUCUCAACUGUGGAACAAAAGCUGUCCGGGACCCACAGUCUGGUUGUGUGCUGCCGUUGCACUGCCCCCGCACCACGUCGCCAUCUGGCACAUGCGCCGAUCCAAGAAAAGAAUGGACAAGUUGUGGAGCACUAGGAUGCGCUCGAUCGUGCACAAACCCUCUGGGACGAUGUGACGCUGGUCUUUGUUCAGCAGGUUGUGUUUGCCGUGAACCGUACGUGCUU
This is a messenger RNA of Ostertagia ostertagi, 1158 nucleotides long. The record is from the annotation of a GenBank genome assembly. NCBI's taxonomy places the organism in Eukaryota, Metazoa, Nematoda, Chromadorea, Rhabditida, Trichostrongylidae.